Molecule: messenger RNA, 1513 nt
Organism: Penaeus indicus
Lineage: Eukaryota; Metazoa; Arthropoda; Malacostraca; Decapoda; Penaeidae
Product: inositol 2-dehydrogenase-like
Exons: 8
Coding region: 65-1225 (386 amino acids)
Biological process (GO): NADPH regeneration
Cellular component (GO): cytoplasm
Molecular function (GO): nucleotide binding; oxidoreductase activity
Source: RefSeq, a predicted model, not a curated record
GAGAUCCGCGCCCUCUCCCUACGCCCACCGGAAGUGAGUCCUGCAACAGUCGCAGGCAGUGAUCAUGGCCACCGCAAAAUUCCAGACGAGUUCCCCCUACGCCCAGGCCAAGCAGGUCGCUCAUCACUCGGACUACAGGCAUGAACAGUACCUUGUGAACGCCGGGCUCAGUCAAAGGAAGGUGAAGCAUGACAUCGAAGUUGCAUCUCACCUGCAAGUUAUCAACGUUGCACUCUUCGCCCUGGGUCGAGCAGGCUCGAUCCACCUGGGCAACAUCAUGAAGAACCCGCGGCUGAAUCUCAAGUACCUGGUGGAGCCGAGCGUGGAGAAGCUGGAUCGCGUGGCCCGGGAGUGGCGUCUGCCGCCCUCCGCCCUUCUGACGCCCGACCAGCAGGACACUGUGUUCGGGGAUGAGGAGCUUCACGGUGUUGUGAUUGCUACGCCCACCCACCUGCACAGAGACCUGGUGACGAAGGCGCUGAAUGCUGGGAAGGCCGUGCUGUGCGAGAAGCCAAUUGCAGAGGAAAUGGAGAGCGCUAAGCAUUGUUACGAGAUCGCACAGAAGACGGGGAAGCCCCUGAUCUGCGCGUUCAACCGGCGCUUCGACCCGAGCUUCUGCCACCUUCAGAAGGAGGUGCAGGGGGGGGCGAUCGGGCAGGUGCACUUGGUCAAGACGGUGGCCAGGGACUCGCCGCUGCCCUCUAUCGAGUACCUGAAGCAGUCGGGCGGAAUCUUCCACGACUGCGCCGUCCACGACAUCGACCUGAUCUGCUGGGUUUUGGGCGAAUACCCCGUCGAGGUGUACGCCGCCGCCUCCUCCUUCAUUCCCGAAGUGCGUGACAUCGGCGACCACGACACGGUGGCUUUCACGAUGAAGUUCUCGAGCGGCGCCCUCUCCACGACGGACCUCAGCCGCAACGCCGUCUACGGGUACGACCAGCGCCUCGAGGCAUUCGGCCCGAAAGGCAUGCUCAGCGCCCACAACGAACGCCCGUACCAGAUCCGGCGGGCGACGGAGGCGGGGGACACGGAGCCGCCCAUCCUGCAUUCCUUCCCUUCGCGUUACUACGAGGGGUACGUGAGGGAACUCGACCACUUCUGCGACGUCGUUCAAGGUCUGGACGACAACAUGCUGUCCGGUGAGAACACUCUCCGUGUGUCUAUCAUCGCCUCUGCUCUCGAGGAGUCGGUCAGGUCAGGUCAGGCGGUCAAGGUCACCUACUGAUGCCGUCGGUCUAGUUGGGGCGGAAGCUGUUUUGUUUUUGUUUUCGUUAAGUUUCGUUUUUUUUUUUUUUUUUUUUUUUUUUUUUUUUUUGGUUUUAGUUUGUUUGAGGCGGAAUUUUGUUGUUUUUGUUUCGUUUCAUGAUACUGUUUUUUUUUUUUUUUUUUUUUUUUUUAUCGUAAGUGUUUUUUUGUUUGUUGGCGAUGGAGAUUUAAUUGGCUGUUGAGGAAUGUGUAUUUGUGUGUGUACAUAUACAAAUACAUACACACACACAGCACACACACACACACA